Molecule: messenger RNA, 2144 nt
Organism: Phascolarctos cinereus (koala)
Lineage: Eukaryota; Metazoa; Chordata; Mammalia; Diprotodontia; Phascolarctidae
Gene: TTC23L
Product: tetratricopeptide repeat domain 23 like
Molecular function (GO): protein binding
Source: RefSeq, a predicted model, not a curated record
CAUUGUCUGGUUCCUCGGAUAGCAAGCCCGCUGACGGGAAGGGUCGCCAGUUCGGCUCAGCUCUCUCAUUCCGUAGCUCGGCGGAGGAUGCGCUCUCCUGGUGGCAAAGUGCCCUGACAUUCCCACGGGAAACCAGGCUGCUCCAUAAGCAAGCGGCUUCUCCCUUCCUCCCACCUUCCUGUACCCUUGGAGCCAGGAAGGAGAAUUUUUCAUUAUAUGUUUCUACUAUCUCAAUCAGGAAGAAGAUGAAAUCUUGUAUCUAUGUCCCUACUGAGGUCAGCAACACAACCUGGGCCUCCUGUUUCCACAUGUAAGCAGAACAGAACUGUGUAGUCACAGUAAUUCAGGAGACAUGGAGUGGGACCUCCCACUUGUGAAAAAUCUUUGGGAAAAGGAAACCAGAACUUUGGUUGCUGAGCAGAGGAGUGAAUCAAAUCCUAGUGAUGAAUUUGGAGAUAGUGAAGACAAAGAAAAUGAAACUGACAAGGUAGCAAGGAAUGCAGAUUAUAUGUCUAUUCCGAAGGAGAAAUUAAACAAAUCACAGAGAAAAGCUGAGUUGCUGAUUAAGGCAAAAAAGAACUGCCAGGCAAACCAGGAACUGAUUCGCUGCGUUACAUUUUCCCGAAUUGUUUUUGGAACUGAACACUGGAGAUAUGCCCAAGCAUUAACCAACCUGGCUUAUGGAUACCUGACCCUGAGAGAACUCCCUGCUCAGGCCAAGCAACAUGCUGAGUCUGCAAAGAAUUCUCUACUGACCUGGAAGGGCUCAGAAAUCUCAGAUAUAGAUAAGAAGGAGAUCCUUGGCACAUUGGUGACCUUAUACUAUACUUUGGGGGUGUCGGACCUCAUGCAGAACCAUGGCAAGGAAGCUUAUUACAAUCUUCAGAAGUCUGAGAAGAGCAUGGAGGAAUUAUGGGAAUGUCAUGAAGGCCAGGCCAUAGUUAGAGACUUAAAAGUCUCUGAGAAAGACCUCAUAAUUGCUUUGGGCAGAGCUGCUUUGCAACUUCACCGAUUGAACUUGUCUGUGAAUUACUUUGAAAAAGCAAUCACCCAUGUUAUCUCUUCCAAGGGCGAUUCCACAUCAGAACUGAUCAGCCUGUAUCAGGAAGCUGCACAGGUUGAACAGCUCAGGAAAAACCAUGACCGAGCCAUUGAACACUUGCUGCAGGCUCAUUCUAUCUGCGUGGCUUCAUACAAAGAACUCAGUGCUGAAGCUGCUAAGACAGGUUUCUUGCUAGCUAAAGCUUAUGCCAUGUCUGGAGAGCCACAACACAAGGAUGCUGCUGAGCUGUAUUUUACAAACAGCCUCAAGGCAUACCAAACUGCGCUGGGCCCAGAUAAUUAUUAUACAUUGUGUGCCACUGAGGAAUUCAGCAAAUGGCUUCUCCAAAUUGGAGAAAAACAGGAGGCUUAUAAACUUCUGAAGAACUCACUGAAGUCCCAACUGAUGAGCUAUGGUGACUAUAGUGAGAAAGUGGCGGAAACUUUCUAUAUUCUGGGCAGCAUCUGCCUAGCCAAGGGAGAAAUAAAAAAGACCACUCAACUACUAAGGAAGUGUUUGGAAAUUCAAAUCCUUAUUUAUGGAACGGAUCACAAAAAAACCAGAGAGACACAAAAACUGCUGACUUUGCUACAGAGGCUGAAGAUGACAUCUUUGAAGAAUACAACUGGUAUCAGCCCAGAUCCUAGCAGGUCUUCGGGUAUCAUUGAAAAAGAAAAUAGACAAGACAGACAGAAAUAAAUCAAAUUUUGUUGAUAAGCUGUGGGUCUCAUGCUUUGCAGAAUAAUUGUGAUGUAUUGUUUUGUAGAUUGUCUAGACUUAGGUGAUGGAAAAAAUAAUGCAGACUGGAUUUAAAAGUAUGUCAUUGGUAUCUUUUUUUCCCUCCUGGAGAAUCUUUUCCCCAAAGCAGCAAAGAACGUCACUGGUAAAAUGCCUGUUAGACACUUACCUGCCUGAUCUAUAACCCUGAUGAAGCAAAUUCUUGGGCUUUUAUAUGUACCUUUCUUAUGUGAAGUUCUGAUUAUUUUUCCUGGGCACUUCUUUUGUUUCUUCUGUUGUGCUUUUUGUUGUUGGUAUAUAUCUGAGGUGUUUAUUGUGAAUAUUUGUGUAUACCGUUAAGGAGACAUUUUAUAAUGUUAUGACU